GCUGGAAUCACCCGUCCGUUACAGCGCAUCGGUUUUCUCCGGGUGAGGGCUCUGCCUGCCUCUGCUCUGCUGCUGUCUGUGCUCCCGUCACGGCUCAUCCACAGACUGAGACUGGCCCAUCAAAUAACGUUAUCCAUGCUCUGCUCUCUUCUAAUUUACUCACCGACGCGCGUGUCCAAGACUCUGUACUGAUUCCACCAUUCAUAGCCUCUAGUUCGCCAUGGCGACGGUAGUGAUGGAGCAGAUCGGACGGCUGUUCAUCAAUGCUCAGCAGCUGCGACAGAUCCCUCAGCUGCUUGAGUCGGCCUUCCCGACGCUGCCUUGCACCGUGAAGGUGACCGACGUUCCCAGGGUGUUCCAGGAACGCCACAUCCUCACCGGCUACAGGCAAACGGACCAAAGCUGGCGUUACUACUUCCUCACCCUCUUCCAGCGGCACAACGAGACCCUCAACGUGUGGACCCACCUGCUGGCCGCCCUCAUCAUCCUGGUGAAGUGUCAGGAGAUCUCAGAGACUGUGGAUUUCCUUCGUGACCCUCAUGCCCAGCCCCUCUUCAUCGUCCUCCUGGCAGCCUUCACCUACCUCUCCUUCAGUGCUCUUGCUCACCUCCUCUCUGCCAAGUCGGAGCAGUCCUACUACACCUUCUACUUCCUCGACUACGUCGGGGUUUCUGUCUACCAGUACGGGAGUGCUCUGGCACACUACUACUACGCAAUAGAGAGUGAGCUGCACACCAUCGUGCAGGGCUUCUUCCUACACACUGCAGCGUUCCUGGCGUGGCUCACUUGCUUUGGGUGCUGCUAUGGCAAGUACGCCAGGCACGACAUGCCCAAGUUCGCUCACAAGGUGUUCCAGGUGGUGCCCUCCGCCUUGGCGUACUGUUUAGACAUAAGCCCCGUUGUUCAUCGCAUCUACAGCUGCUACCGGGACGGCUGCUCCGACCCCAUCGUGCCGUACCACAUCUACCACGUGCUCUUCUUCCUGGUCAGCUCCUACUUCUUCUGCUGCCCGCACCCAGAGAGCUUGUUUCCCGGAAAGUGCGAUUUCAUCGGGCAGGGUCACCAGAUCUUCCACGUGUUGGUGGUGGGAUGCACCCUGCUGCAGAUCGAAGCCCUGCGAACAGACUUCAUGGAGCGCCGCCCUUUCUACGAGCGUCUCCACGGAGACCUCGCUCACGACGCCGUCGCCCUCUUCAUCUUCACCACCUGCUGCAGCGCCCUCACUGCUUUUUAUGUGCGCAAGCGUGUACGUGCCUCUCUGCAGGAGAAGAAGGAGUGAGACCGUUCUAAAAACCCAAGAACUUAUUUUACUCUGUAGUGAUGAUUUUAAAAGAUUAAUAUGUUUUUGUCUUUGAACAAUAUUGCUUUGUGACAGUGACUUAUGCUUUUGUCUUCUCCGAGAUCUGCCAAAAUCCAGUGAUGUGAAGUGACUGAGGACGUGUUUUUGUGACUUAAGUGAAGGGAAUCAGGAACGCGUUGGCGGUACUGCUCCCAUAGCAACCGUUUCACUUAGUUUACACGGUUGCUUUUGGUGUUGAUUUAAAGGAAUGUUUUGCUUUUACAUUUUUUCCAGGUGAGCAGAGAAAGUUUGUAAAAAUGCCUUCUUAAUCGUCUCUUAGAAAAAAAUCUGCCUGUUUGGAUCGAGUUGUAGCAUUUUUGCGUUAUGCAAGCGUUUACGGAAGCGGUUAGGUUGGAGUCUAAUCGCUCCUGUCCGACGCUACGUUAUUCUCCUUGCCUUUAGGUACCACAGCAGGGAUUAUUUCAUUUAUUAAAAUAUUCACACGGAGCUGUGCUAAUAUUUCAAUCCCUAAAAAGAGCAUUUAGAAACUAAUAUUCAAACCAAAUAUUAUAUAAAGUGAAUGAAGUUUUAGGUUUGUUGAAAAUGAGUCUGGUACUCUAUUGGUAAAAGGUUUGGGGCAACAUUACUGAAGUUUUUUCUUUACAAUAGCGUAUUAUUGUAGGCCUAAGUCUAACAAACGGAGCUGGAAAAGAGGAAAAGUCCCGAGAAAACCAUAGAAAUCCACACAUACGUCAUAUUUACAUGAAAAACCUCAUUUUGACUCGUUUUUCACGUUUCAUAUAAUUUGAUCGUAUUUCUAAACACCGUUCUUGUAAAUUGAUGUUUUUUUCUUACAAAUUUAAGACAGAAUAUGACGUUUUCUCAACAUUAAUACGUAAUAUUUAAAUUUGCCUUAACGCUGCGCUUCCUUCAUUCAUUUGUAACUACCCGGCCCCAGUUCGCCGUAGUUCUUCUGUUAAACAAAAAUGAUUCCUUUAAAACCGGAGGGCUGAAACGUCAGCCUCCGCCUCACACCCCGUGAUGUUCGUGCGUUUUUGCGUGCAUGUUUUCAUGGUGGGCGAUGAGAGACGAGUCGCUAAAGUCAAGUCUGGGUGUGUUGCUGCUUCUCGGGUGUUUUUGUACGGUUUCUGUGCCUCUACGCAUGUGGAUGUUAAAUGUGUGAAUGUCAACGAACGCCUGCACCUGCUGUAAACACGUCGUCUUUCUCUAGAAGGUUCCACCUCGCGAGUUUCUAGCUAGAUACGCGGUACAUUCCUGUUUGUAUGAGACAUUUCUUCCUCCAUACGACUGCACUUACUCUGAAGAACCUUUGUUUUGUGUCUUUGAGUUUUCUCAUGAAACCAUCACUCGUGAAUUUCUUUCAAAUGUCACUUUGAUUGUUUUCGUUUUGAAAUCACAGAACGUGAAAUUUGAGAACUGAAGAAUUUUCAUGACCUCACUGUCUUCUGUUUAAUGUGCCAAUGAAUCUGUUUUUACUUCAGUGAUGGUACUGCUGGGAGGAGAACGGAGACAGCCUGUUACGAGUGAGAUUUGGGCAGAGCAUGAACUACGUAACGUUCCUUUUUGGUAUUCUGACCUGCUCUCUUUAUGCACUACCUGAGUCAACACUGUACAUACUCUUACUGUUACCGACUAUGUUUACACGCACGAGAAAGCCGAUCCUGUCGGGCUGGCUUUGAGUGGAAACGGAAGCUCAGAGGAGCUUUUGAAGAUGUGAAAUAAGAAGGUGUCAUUAUAGGCAAAUGAUUUCCAGUUGGUAAAUGAUGUCUUUAAUGCCGUCGCCAGCCUCGUUUGUACAGUAACAGAUAAAGUUAUUGUGUUGAAGAUGACCAAAGCUUUUAGUCUGGGGUAUUAAAAGUGGUGGUUUGAGUAGAACCGGGGAAAUUCUCCCAUUUUAUAAAACGUGUUUUUAAGAGAAAUGAUGCUCAGAGUUAAGUGAUGAUUGUGUGUAAACAUAGCCUAGUUAAACAACAAGUUUGUGUGCUAUUGUUUGAGAUGAAGCAGGGUCUGAGGUAUCAGAAUGUCAUCUGUCUCAAUAUCUGUAACUGACUGUACUGAUAUCUGUGGUAUUUAAGGAAAUAAAAGUGUUACUGUAACUAAAACCGA
Molecule: messenger RNA, 3406 nt
Organism: Nothobranchius furzeri (turquoise killifish)
Lineage: Eukaryota; Metazoa; Chordata; Actinopteri; Cyprinodontiformes; Nothobranchiidae
Gene: paqr7b
Product: progestin and adipoQ receptor family member VII, b
Biological process (GO): response to steroid hormone
Cellular component (GO): plasma membrane
Molecular function (GO): nuclear steroid receptor activity; steroid binding
Source: RefSeq, a predicted model, not a curated record